Messenger RNA from Magnusiomyces paraingens, 1242 nucleotides. RefSeq lists its product as uncharacterized. Gene Ontology annotation, molecular function: calcium ion binding; protein binding. Gene Ontology annotation, cellular component: nucleus; actin cortical patch; mating projection tip. Bases 1 to 1242 code for a protein of 413 amino acids. The record is from RefSeq and is a predicted model, not a curated record. Lineage: Eukaryota; Fungi; Ascomycota; Dipodascomycetes; Dipodascales; Dipodascaceae. Gene Ontology annotation, biological process: actin cortical patch assembly; actin filament organization; endocytosis. The transcript has a single exon.
AUGCCUCAAAUAGAACAAUGGGAAGUCCAAAAGUACUGGGAAAUCUUUUCCGGCCUUAAACCAACCCCAGCUGGCCUCCUCUCUGGAGACAAGGUCUCAACCGUUUUUAAAAACUCACAACUCUCCGAAGACAAACUGGCCAAAAUCUGGGAUCUGGCCGAUGUAGACCAAGACGGUAACCUCGACUUUGAGGAGUUCUGUAUUGCCAUGCGAAUCAUCUAUGAUAUUGUAAAUGGUGUUUACUCAGACCCCCCAGAAACUCUCCCCCAAUGGCUCGUCCCUCAAUCCAAAUCUUACCUAGUCGAAGCAAACCAAGCAAUCUCUGGUAACGGCCCAUCACCUUCUUCCUCGCGUCGAAGUAGUUCUUAUGAUGACGAUGAAGACCUUUCUCUCUCUUCCGACUUUGAUUGGUAUAUCUCACCAUCCCAACGUAACGAGUACAAUGCAAUCUACUCUGCAAACGCAGACUACCAUGGCCUCAUCUCAUUUGAUGCUCUCACAGAACUCUACCAAACUUUAGAUAAUAUCCCCCGCACUGACAUCUCUUCCGCUUGGAACCUUGUCAACCCCCGUUCAAAUGAAAAAAUAGAUAAGGAACAAUGCAUUGUGUUCCUUCACAUCCUUUCCACCCGCUCAAAAGGCUUCCGCAUCCCCCGCUCUGUCCCAGCAUCUCUCCGUGCAACUUUUGAAAAAUCCGCCCCAGAAUAUUCCCUCAACUCUUCCCAGUCAGUGAUCCGCCGUGGCAAUGACGACACAGACUCUUCUUCGAAUAACAAAAAAUCCUUUGCCAAUGACUACCUCACCCGUCUAGGACUUGGUGGUCGUUCAAAGGGUGGCAUUGAUAAUACUCAAGGCACAGACUUUUCAUCAACUCGUGACACGGAUUGGGAAGAAGUCCGACUCAAACGUCAGCUCGCAGACCUCGAAGAUCUCAUCAAAAAAGCAGAGGCUGCUACCGAACGCCGCAAACGAGGCAUUGAGGAUUUCAAUUCAUCUAAAACUGGUCUUCUCAAACGCGAACUCGAACAACUCCUCGCUUAUAAGGAAAAACAACUACUGGCAUUACGCAAUGGUUCCCUGAAAAAGGGAUCUUCUGCAGAUGACUCGGAAAAUAGAGCCCUUCAAGACUCUCAGGAAGAAAUUGAUCUUCUUACAGUUCAAAUCGAUUCCCUUAAACAGCAUUAUACCAAACGUCAACAUGAAUUAGAAACCCUUAGGCAACAGGUCGAAGCUGCGCGAUAA